Molecule: messenger RNA, 326 nt
Organism: Aspergillus welwitschiae
Lineage: Eukaryota; Fungi; Ascomycota; Eurotiomycetes; Eurotiales; Aspergillaceae
Exons: 1
Coding region: 34-264 (76 amino acids)
Source: RefSeq, a predicted model, not a curated record
GCCGGCUGCUACCUCACGGCUGAAAACUAUUAGAUGGACGUGUUUUACCAUUCUUUACCGCGUUCAUGUCAUGUGUGUGUUUCGGGGGAUGAAUGUCCAGUCAAUCGACGGAGAUCCUCCAGUCAGUCGGUGGCAGAUAUUGGGGUAGAUCACGACCGUCAGCAGAAUUCGAAUGGCUCUCUGAACUGGGUGACCUGCUCCGGAAGGUCACCGAGGGGCCCCUUCGCAACCUGGCUAGUGGCAACUAGUCCAUCCAGUAGGUAGGUGCAAACCGGCCGACGCAAGGACGGGGACGGCGGUUUCACAUCGGUUCAUCGCGGCUGAUC